Huiozyma naganishii CBS 8797 is the source of this 3702-nucleotide messenger RNA. RefSeq names its product mRNA-binding protein RRP12 (gene RRP12). The coding region runs from base 1 to 3702 and encodes 1233 amino acids. The transcript has a single exon. Lineage: Eukaryota; Fungi; Ascomycota; Saccharomycetes; Saccharomycetales; Saccharomycetaceae. The record is from RefSeq and is a predicted model, not a curated record.
AUGGAUGCAGAUCAAGUGGCAAAGUUCUUGGAACUGGAUGAGAAAUUGUCUAAAGUGCGUUCUCAGGCCACGUCCAAAUUGCUGAAUCAGAAAACCAUUGCAAUUACUCUAGUCGCAGUUGAAGAAAACAUAUCAAACUUUGACACCAAUGAACCUGGCAAGAACCUCAUUAACUACUUGAUUGCAUUUUUGUCCCUAUUGGACACUGCCACGGAUGCAGAGGGCAAUAUUCAAAAUUACGAAGUUGCAACCUCAGCAGUGUAUCUGUUAGACAUUUUACUUCACUACACGCCAAAUCAACUGUUGAGGUCGAAGUUUAUUGACAUCUUGACCAAAGUUGCACCAUACGUCGUUAUAGAUACAGAGGAACAUUCCAUGCUUAUCAGAUCUGCCAUUGGAUGUUUGGAAGCGUUGCUGGUUGCCCAGGAUGCACAAGCCUGGAAUAACACGCACAACUUGGCGAUUACCCCACGAAGAGCUUUGCAAGGUCUUUUGGAGCUGUCGUUGGAUCACAGACCUAAGAUCAGAAAGAGAGCCUUGGAGUCGAUUUCUGUGAUACUAUCAUCUCCACCUGCAGCGCCCACCUCGGAACACGUCGCCUCUUUAGGGAUUGCAGAUUUUGUAAUGGCAUCUUGGCAAACGGCGAUUAAUGAAUUGAGCCAAAUGGGGAAAAAGAAGAAGAAGAAUCAGCAACAGGAUGAGGACGCGCUAAGUAACGAUGUCAUCAAACUGAACAAACUAAUUAACACAGUUGUCUCGACGGGCCAAUGGCCCUCGAAGUAUAUGGAACCACUGUGCGAUUACCUAUUGGAGAUAAUCAAGUCAUCAAAUCAAUAUUUAGUGGCGUCCACAUUUCAAUGUUUCGAAAAUUUGUUCCAAUCUAUCGCCGAUUUCUCAACAAAGGCAUCUGAGGCGAAAUAUUUGCUAAUUUUGGACACCAUAUUUUCGAUGAAACCUGCCAAUUCUGAUACACAUUUGGCUUCUGCGUGGAUGGCUGUCAUUGUUAAAGCCAUGUCAACGUAUGCAUCUAUACAGCCCCUCAACUGUUUCGAGAGGUUACCCAAAGUAUUUGAGGUUUUCGCGGCCUACCUCCAAAGUGAUUCCAAGGAGAUUGCAUAUAGUGCAUCCCAAAGUUUAAUUGGGAUAUUAACAGAAUCUGUCAAAGACGAGCUUCUGUUAAGAAAAUACGAACGCGUUCAAAAAGUUGAUAAGAUCGUUGGUCAAUUGUCCAAGCGUUUCGUAGACUUCCUCUCUGUUAGAUACGCCAAUUCCGCCAACGAGGUGCUACAAGUCAUUGCUGUAGCCUACCAGAAAUUUGGGUACAAAUCCGCCAAAAGUAUUGUUGAUCCACUUGUGAUUGUUGAUAAAUGGAGGAACAACGAGAAGCACGCGCAUUAUAUGGAAUUGCAAGGGGGUAUUGAACUGGUAGUGGGAUCUGCUAUUACUGCAAUGGGCCCCGAUGUUGUCCUUCGUAUUCUACCCUUGAAUUUGACGAACAACCAACAACCUGGUAGAGCUUGGCUGCUGCCCCUGUUAAGGGACUACACCAAACACGCGAAGCUAUCAACCUUCGUCACUGAGUUGACCCCAGUGAUCAAGUCAUUCACUGAAAAAAUUGCCCCAAUUGCGGAUACCGAAUCAAUCCAAUUGAAGAUCUUUCAAACUAUUUUGGAUCAACUGUGGUCCACUUUACCUCAUUUUACCGAGUUACCAAGUGACCUAAGAACUGCGUUCACCGAUGAGUUUGCGCAGGAGCUGUGCUCUUUGAUGUACAGCAACGUCGAACUAAGGACAACCAUCUGUCAUUCGUUGAAGGUACUCGUCGAGUCCAAUCUGGCGUACACGCAAAACUCGUUGGAGGCGCCUCUUCUUCUGCAAGAGGUCUUCCCAGUGGAGGAGACUGUCAAAAAUCUGGAAUAUUUGACCUCGAAAGCUGUCAACUUACUUGCAGUUUUAUUCAACGUCUAUACUCAAACGGCUCCAAACACGAGAGGUUACAUCUUGGAGACCAUCGAGUCCCUUUUGAAGAUUACUACUCCCGUUGACUUGGAGAAGACAUUCAACAAUGUGUGUACCCUUUUGAAGGAUGCCAUGGAGAAGGAGGCCAAGCUGAGCGGGUCAAAUCGGUCCGGGACGCAGUUGACAUCCACUCUGUUGGAUAUCAUCAUCACGAUGGUGAAGUACUUGCCUGAGACCAGCUACGCCGCUCUAUUCUCUAUCUUUGACAUCACGAUUAAGUCCACGAAUACGUUGGUUCAAAAGAGGGCGUACAGAAUUAUCAACAAACUAUCUGAAUUGGACCCCGGGUCCACGUCUAUCCUGGAGCACAUCCGGUCGAUUAAAGAUACCAUGGUGAGCAAUGCUGAGACGGUGCAGACUGCGUCGCGUUCCGCGCGGUUGACUGCGAUCAAGACGCUGAUCAAGCUGUUGCCACUUGACCAGUUGGAUUUCAUCGUGAAGAUUGUUGCCGAGGUGAUCCUGUCGACGAAGGAUGUCAACGAGAAGACAAGGGAGGCAGCUUUUGAUAUCUUGCUUUUGAUGGGCCACAAGAUGCAGGAACAAGGCGGUGUGAUCCGGAUGGUGAACGAGAACGGGCUGGAGGACAUGCAGCCAUCGAGUGUUGGCGAGUUUUUCAAGAUCAUAUCUGUCGGGCUGAUCGGUGAAUCGCAACAUAUGGUGAGCAGUACGAUCACAGCUUUUGCGUGUUUACUGUUUGAGUUCAAGGAAUCGCUUCCUGGGGAUAUCAUUUUGGAAGUGUACGACACGAUCGAGUUGUAUUUGACGUCGAACUCGAGAGAGAUUGUUAAGAGUGCGAUUGGGUUUACAAAGGUGUGUGUUUUGGGGCUCCCCGUUGAGAUGAUGCGUUCCAAGAUCCCAGGGUUGCUUGUGAACUUGCUGCGGUGGUCGAACGAGCACACGGGGCACUUCAAGCAGAGGGUGAAGCACAUCAUUGAGCGGUUGAUUAGGCGGUUCGGGUACGACUUCAUUGCGGAACACUUCCCCGAGUCUGACAUGAAGCUGCUAGCGAACAUCCGGAAGAUCCGUAAUAGAAGCAAGCGCGAGACUGGUGCUGAUUCUGAGAUCCUGCUCCCUGAUGUAGCGAAGGGACCCAAGUUUAUGUCUGCGUUUGACGAGGCCAUUUACGAUUCUGCAUCGGAUACAGAGGAUCGUGGCGACGCUGAGCAAGAAACCGCGGGCAAGGGUAAGCGCCAAGCGUCGCAGAAAUACAUUGUGGAGAAGUCUGGGGACAAUCCGCUUGAUUUGUUGGAUUCCGAGACUCUUGCGCAUAUCUCUACGACGAGACCCAAGAAAUUCCAGAAGGGCAAGAAGGGCACCAUUAGUGACGAUAUGUUCAAUUUCGAUGCAGAGGGCAAGCUUGUGAUGAAGGGUGCCCCUGCUGCUGGUGCGCGCGGCCAAAGUCAAAACCGUGACGACGGCGAGGAGGACCCACUGAAGUCUGUGACGAAUGGUAUCAAUGCGUACUUGGAGGCUGUUAAGCAGGGCCCCGUUCGUGGUCAGAAGAACAAGUUGAAAUUCAAGAACCGUGCGGGUCAGGAUGCCGAGUCGCAAGGCUUUAGCGACGACGAGGACAACCGGAAGACGCUCGGUGCGAAACCCCAGGGGAACAGAGUCGGCAAGAAACAAGGCGGUAGGCAAGGUGGUAAGCAAGGUGGUAAGUUCAAGUCGAGGCGGAAGUUGUGA